Molecule: messenger RNA, 1860 nt
Organism: Melanaphis sacchari
Lineage: Eukaryota; Metazoa; Arthropoda; Insecta; Hemiptera; Aphididae
Product: MPN domain-containing protein
Exons: 10
Coding region: 241-1860 (539 amino acids)
Biological process (GO): double-strand break repair
Cellular component (GO): BRCA1-A complex; BRISC complex
Molecular function (GO): metallopeptidase activity; polyubiquitin modification-dependent protein binding
Source: RefSeq, a predicted model, not a curated record
AUUAUCAAUAUUAUCAUUAAAUUAUUCCAAUCAUUUAAAUUUGAAUUUUUUCGCGGAUAAUUCACGUAACGUCUACGGAGUACGGGUCCUCAGUCGUGCGUUACGGUCGUCGUUUCCUGGUGAGUACGAAUUCGAUAUUUUGUUGUCGGCGUCCCGAACAGCGGUCGGUCCCGUUCGUACGCCGAUGCGGUCUUUGUCUCGAUCUUUGUUUGGUCGUGGCCUUUGCAUUCACUUGACCGGAUGGUGAACGGCUGUGGGAUGAACGGGACGGCGGUUACGGACUCGGACGUGACGGUUGGACCGUCUACAUCGUCCCCCAGGUCCAAUAAGCGGCGUGUACGCGGUACUACCAGCCGCACAGUCACAUUGCAAAUGCUGUUGGAAACGAAUAUACUCGAACCUGGCGACUCUGUCUUGUCACUCGAGUACAUGGGUCAAAGAUUUAUGGGAGAUUUAUUACCAGAUGGUAAAAUUCGAUCAGUUGAAACAUUAAAUGAAUUUGCAUCUCCUAGCGCAUGGGCCUAUAAUUGUAAAAGUAUAAUUAACAAAAUCAAAAAAGCUGGUUGUGGUUGGUCAUCAAUUCGGUACAAAGGUAAAAAAUUGGAUGCAUAUAAACAUGCAUAUUUUAGAAAAAGAGAAUCUUCAAGUAUAGAGCACAAUAUAGUUCCAGUUGAAGAUAUAGAAUCUGAUGUUACAUAUGCAAUUCAAAAUGAAAUUUUACCAUCGAAUUCACCAAUUGAGUCACCUGUUGCAAAAGAACCUAUCAAAUUUAGCGAAAUUCGUUCAAGAUCAAGUAAUCAAAAUCUAAAUACAUUAGUGGAAUGUACAGAUUGGUCUUGCAUUAAUAAAGUCCAACCAUUUCAUGUUAAUAUAUCAGCAAACGCAAAAUUAUUACUAGAUUUUCAUUGUCAUUUGAUGAGUUCAGAAGUUGUUGGAUAUCUCGCUGGAAAUUGGGAUUUUUCAACUCAAACAUUGACUGUGAAAAACGCAUACCCAUUCAGAAGUCGUUUACAUGAUGCUGAACUCACUUCAUUGAUUGAAGAAGAAAUAAGAAACACGUUUACAGCCAAAAACUUGGUUCUUGUUGGAUGGUAUCAUUCACAUCCUGAAACAAUUGCUACACCUACAUUAAGAGAUAUCGAAGCCCAACUUGAUUAUGAAGUACAAAUAAAAGGACCGACUGUUGAAUCAUAUAUACCGUGUGUUGGAAUCAUUUGUUCACCUUAUAACAAAGGUAAAUCAACCCUUGAUUCAACUAUCACAUGUUAUUGGGUACUACCAUCGUUUGAAAAUGAAAUACAUGAUUAUGGACGUCCAAUGAACAUGCAUUUUACUACUAAACCAGAAAAAUCAUUAACAUUAGAUAUUGUUAUGGCAUUAAAAAAAUGUGUUGACUUUAAUAAAUAUGAUCCGGAUGUAAUUAAUUUUAAAGAUAAAUACAAAAACGAUGUGACUUAUUUAGAAAAGCUAAAGAUUUCGUUGAUGGACAAAUUUCCUAAAGAUGAUACAAUACACAAAUUUUUAUGGAAUUUCUUAAGUGAAAUAGUUUGUAUUGGUAGUUCAGGCGAUACUGCCAAAAAUAAUUUGCAAAAUUUGAUUGCUGUAAUCUCAUCGCGUCAACUCUUACUAUCAACGUCAAGUUUUCGGACUCCAAAUCCUUUGAUUGAACAUUUAGAGUCUUAUUUGCAAUCAUGUAAUGCCAAUAGUUUGAAGUUAGAAGAUGUUCCUACAACUAGUGAUUGUUCAAACAUAACUUCAGCGAGUAUUGCCAGUUCUCUAUUUAAUGAUUUAGACUUUUCUAAAGCAAUGUCUUUGAUAGGGUUAUCUCCAUCACGGUAUCAAACAGAUCCUUUAAAAUAG